GCACACGACUGCCACACGCUCAACGAGGAGCCGUAUGAACAACAUACUAAAUUGUAUGAACUAAAAAAACAUUUCUCUGGAAAUAACUAUGGCAGUUCACAGUGAACAAACUUCAGAAUACUGUAGCAAGAUUUUAACAGAUAGAAGAAAGGCAAAGAAACCUCUUAUGGAGAAAAUGAGGCGGGCGAGAAUUAAUGAUAGUUURAAUGAACUGAAGUCGUUGGUACUAGAGUCACUGAAUAAAGAUGCUGCAAGAUAUUCUAAGAUGGAAAAAGCUGAYAUCCUUGAGAUGUCUGUACAAUAUUUAAGAGAAAUUAGAAAACAAGAAAAAUCACAGAAAGCAGCGACAAUUGCUGAAUACCGAGCGGGAUUUAACCAUUGUGCUCAAGAAGUCACCAAGAAUCUUAUCGACACACCAGGAUCGGAGAAUCUUCGUACAAAUCUUAURAACCAUCUCGCCUUGUGUUGUCAGGGAAACACUACGAAGUCUCUACCCGUCUCGUCGAGCCAACGACUUCCUAUCGAUAACAGGUCCCCUCUGUCACCAGUAGGCCCCAUGUGGGUUUACCCGUCUCCCCCACCGUCACCUCUGUGCAUGUCGCCUCCAGUUUCCCCAACGCUUUCGCCUGGAAUCUCUCACUCAAUUUCUACCGCUCAAUCAACGGCAAAUUCAGUAGAAGAGUCUCAAAACGCCACACAGAAGCACUCAUCAGUAAAUCGUUUUUGGAGACCGUGGAUUUUAUGAACUAUUGACAGAAUGAAUUAGUUGUACAGAAAUUAUAAUUGGAUUAAUUGUCUCAUUUUAAAAGCUGUUGUAUAUAGACAUAUGUUUUAUACGAAAUAUUUAUGAAGAAAUUCUAACUAGAGUUAUACAUAUUAUUUACGAAUUUGAGUGAAAUGGCUGCGAUUCAAGAAUAUUAUAGUUCGUUUAGUGUGUCAGAGAUAAGCUUUAUAUUUUAAUAAAGUGUGAAGUGUGAAAUCAAA
Exaiptasia diaphana is the source of this 984-nucleotide messenger RNA. Its product is annotated as transcription factor HES-1. Lineage: Eukaryota; Metazoa; Cnidaria; Anthozoa; Actiniaria; Aiptasiidae. Gene Ontology annotation, cellular component: nucleus. The transcript has 4 exons. Gene Ontology annotation, molecular function: DNA-binding transcription factor activity, RNA polymerase II-specific; protein dimerization activity; RNA polymerase II cis-regulatory region sequence-specific DNA binding. The record is from RefSeq and is a predicted model, not a curated record. Gene Ontology annotation, biological process: regulation of neurogenesis; anterior/posterior pattern specification; regulation of transcription by RNA polymerase II. The coding region runs from base 89 to 745 and encodes 218 amino acids.